AUGCUUCCUUUCAAUAUUUCUGAAGUUGAAAUUCCCACAUUCCUAUUGCUUGGGAUACCAGGGCUGGAGCAUGCACACAUUUGGAUCUCCAUCCCUAUAUGCCUCAUGUACCUCAUGGCCAUCCUGGGCAACUGCACCAUCUUAUUUGUCAUCAGGACAGAACCUUCUCUGCAUGAGCCAAUGUACUAUUUCCUCUCCAUGCUGGCCCUAUCUGACUUGGGCCUGUCUUUCUCCUCCCUUCCCACUAUGCUGAGGAUCUUCUUGUUCAAUGCCAUGGGGAUUUCUGCUGAUGCAUGCAUUGCUCAAGAAUUCUUCAUCCAUGGAUUCACAGACAUGGAGUCUUCUGUGCUCCUGAUCAUGUCCUUUGAUCGCUUUGUAGCCAUUUGCAAUCCCCUGAGAUAUAGCUCUAUCCUCACUAGUUCUAGAGUUGUGCAAAUUGGACUGGCAUUUGCUAUUAAAAGUAUUCUCCUAGUGCUUCCCCUUCCUUUCACUUUAAAGAGACUUAGAUACUGUAAUAAGCGCCUAUUAUCACACUCCUAUUGCCUCCAUCAGGAUGUCAUGAAACUGGCCUGCUCUGACAAUAAGGUCAACUUUUACUAUGGUCUAUUUGUUGCACUCUGCAUGAUGUCAGACAGUGUAUUCAUUGCUGUCUCCUAUGUGUUCAUCCUGAAGACUGUAUUAGGUAUUGCAUCACAUGGGGAGAGGCUCAAAGCUCUUAACACCUGUGUGUCCCAUAUCUGUGCUGUGCUCAUCUUCUAUGUGCCCAUCAUCAUCUUGGCUACUAUGCAUCGCUUUGCCAAGCAUAAGUCCCCUUUGGCUAUGGUUCUGAUUGCUGAUGCAUUCUUACUCGUGCCACCCUUGAUGAACCCCAUUGUGUAUUGUGUCAAAACUCGGCAAAUUAGAGUGAAAGUCCUUGAAAAACUUGGUCUGAAGUCUAAAUGA
This is a messenger RNA of Orycteropus afer afer, 942 nucleotides long. Its product is annotated as olfactory receptor 51A7-like. The record is from RefSeq and is a predicted model, not a curated record. NCBI's taxonomy places the organism in Eukaryota, Metazoa, Chordata, Mammalia, Tubulidentata, Orycteropodidae. Gene Ontology annotation, biological process: G protein-coupled receptor signaling pathway. Gene Ontology annotation, cellular component: membrane. Gene Ontology annotation, molecular function: G protein-coupled receptor activity; olfactory receptor activity.